GGCGGCGGCGUAGCGGUUUGGCGGGCUGCGCUACGAAUCCGGCCACCCGAGUUCGGUCCCCGCUCGUGGGCAAUACCAGUGACGAAUUUCUGAACCGGUCAUUGGCCUCCCCUGGGUCGACUCGGUCUGAAAUGAGUACCAGGAGCGGUGUGUAAAAACAUCAAUCUACCUGGGAGACAAAGACGGCCGGGCGUGGUGCUGGCCACCCACCCCCUCGAGUGCUGUGCCGGCCUUCAUAGGUGCUUCUUGCUAACAGCACUUGCCCCAACAGUCUGUGAAGGCUAUACGGGGGAUCUUUUGUUUUUGGUGGUGGCGGUGGUGGUGCUGGUGGUACAAGCAGCGCUCCGAUGUGUCGUGCCUGGUGUUGCUCGUCGUUAUGUCCGUUGUUUCGCUCCAAUUGCCGGCGAGAAAGGUUGGACCCCAUGCCGUACGGCGUGACUGUGGCAAGGCGGUUGGGUGGCAGAGCGGUGGCCUCGCAGCAAGAAGGGCCUCGGUUCGAUUCCUGAAUCGGGCAUCUUUGUGUGUGGAGUUGGCCGGUACUGCGGGAACAUGUACUACGUGCCCAAGGAGGUGGUGAGCGUGGGGAGCGAGGUGACGGUCGAGUUCCAGAGCCGAUCCGGCACCACGGGACGAGGCUUCCUGCUCAACUACGCCACGGAGAAACAUGCCGAUCUCAUCACCUGCCUGAGCCUGGGAUCUCACUUCUCAGAUGAGGCUUUGGAAUACAGGAAGUACUGCCCAGCCGGAUGCUUCAGCACGGACAGCGAGAUCAUGGGCUGUCCCGAGACCGGAUACAGAGACUCUUCACCGCUGUGCAGGGCCGCGGUGCACGCGGGCGUCCUGGCGGCCGACCAGGGCGGCAGCGUCAUGGUCCGCCGUGCCCCUGGGGCCCACUACUACAAGGGCAGCCGAGCCAACGGCAUCGCCUCCACAGAUGGGCCGCUUUCCGACUGGCUCUUCAAGUUCAAAACCGACGGCUGCGACGCCGCGCUGGGUUUUGCGUCGGGCGCCGUGGCGGACGCCCAGCUCACGGCCUCCUCCACGCUGCAGUGGUACGACGCGCAGGGCGCGCUGCAGGCCUGGCCUGCGCACCACGCGAGGCUGGGCCUGCACGGGCCGCCAUGGGCUCCCUUCAACCUCGACGACCGCCAGUGGCUCCAGGUCGACCUGCAGACGCCCAAGCGCGUCGUUGGAAUCGUGACGACGGGCUCGGCGUAUCAGAACUACAACUUCUUUGUGACGGCCUACAAGCUCUCGUACAGCCUGGAAGGCGCCAAGUGGACGUUCUACAAGACGGCCGCCUUGGGUGAGGACAAGGUGUUCGAAGGCAACACCAAUCAGUGGCAGGAGGCGCGCCACUCCCUGCUGCCGGCUCUGGCGUCGGCGCGCUUCGUGCGUCUCCACCCGACGGCGUGGCACGGCAAGAUCGCGCUCAAGGCCGAGCUGCUGGGUUGCGAGCCGCUGAGUCCGCGUGGCCCCCUCCUUCCAGCCGUGCGCACUCGCCUCUCGAACACGAGGACUCGCGACAGCACCGCGAUGAUGGAGACGCUCUCUUCGCACGAGGGCGGCGCGGCAACGCGCAACGGCAACGGCACCCUGCGCGUCGAGGAGCGUCAGGGCUGGAAUGCGUGGUGGGUGGCAUUGCCCGUUGCCUUGGCAUUGACAACUCUCGUCUCGGUGCUGGUGAUCUACACGUGUGUGAAGAACAGGAGAAGCAGACGCAAGGCGGCGGAGGGAGCUGCGAGCACGCAACUUGGGCGCAGAGCGGGCUGCUGCCUGAGCCUCAAGAGGAUCUUCCCGAGCCGCAUCCCCGAGCCGGCCGACUCGCUCAUCAACAUCCGCUACCACCCGGACAAGCGGCAGUCGCACGACAUCGGCGCCGUGCUCAGCAACAUCGAGGGGGCUCGCCACCCGGACUACGCCGUACCGCUCAUGACUCCAGGCCAGGUGGGGAAGGGCUCCACCUUCAAACCGGACGAGUCGGCCUGGCGGGACGACCCCCACCGCGCGGCCGUGGCUCAGCCUCAACCGCCGUUGCCGGCGGUGGCGGCGGCGACGACGCCGAGCCAGCACACGUACACGGAGCCCAUCCCGAGCGGGCGGCCCGAGUACGCCAUGCCCAUCGUGCUCCAGAGGGCCGCCGCCUCCCCGGCCGUCCUCGCUCCGCCCGCCAUCACCGGCAGCGUCGCGAGCUCUCUCGGCGCCAGCUACGACCGGCCCGGCCAACGCAAGGCGGCUCCCGGCGGACUCGGAGUUAAGAAGCCGCAGCUGCAGCAGCUGCGGCCCGGUGGUGUGCCGGCUGUGGCAGUUGAGGUGGGGCUGGGGUACAAGGCGCCGAUUCCGGUGGACUUGAGCAAGCCGGAGGAGGACUCGGGUUACCGCACGCCCAGGGCGGCCCUGGCGCUCGCACCGGCGUUACCGGCGCCGGCAGGGAUGACGACUGCUGCGGCGCCGCCACCGCCGUGCGACUACGAUGCCCCGAGAGCGGACCGGCAGUUUGACGUUUGACGGCACACUAAGUGGCGGUGGCGGCAGCGGUGGUGGUGACCACUGGGGGGGGGGGUGCCCCCCCUACUGAGUUGUGUUGAGCGCAGAUUCGUUCAGUUGUUGUUCGUUGUGGGGGGAGGGUGGAGACUGUUGCGUGGCUCCCGGUGACGGUACGUGGCAUGCGACGGUGAAAUUAUUCGCGAUUUUUUUUUUCCAUUCGAUGCUCGUGGCCUUGCUAAAUGCGUCGGAUCGUGCGUGUGAUUAGCUCGCUCCGCUAUGAGCCUGGCAAGUCGAGUUCAAUUCCUGACCGUGGCUAUAUCUAAACUGGACCCCCCCCCCCUUCACCAAAUGUCAACCUGCAACAGACCAGCUUAAUGAAAUUUGGUCAAACAAUUCCCAUGGCCACCAAAGCAUGGGGGAAGGCCUUCAUCCAGCAGUGGAUGAACACAUGUCUUGAGAUGAACACUGUAUGUUAAUUGAAAGGAGCAAACGAAACUCUACAAUUGGGACGGAGUUAACGAGAAACGAUACGGUGAAAAUGAGACCGAGAAUCGCACUCCGAUUUUGUGUUUCCAUGUCGUACCUCUCGCCCGUUCUUCGGUACUCUGUCUCACUCCAGUUCCUGAAGAAGCUCCCGGUAUGUGGAGCAAAAACGUCAGACAAUGUCCCGCGGGACCGAAUCGUUGCAUGCCCCAUUUUUUAACAGGGAGUGACCCGCACCUCCGAUUUAGUACGGUUGGCGAACUUGCGCGUGCGAAAGAAGUUGGAAAUGAGGAAGACUGCUGUUGGCGUACCACUAUUGGCACAAUGGUUGGGUCCAUGGCAGGGAGGUUGUUUCUCCGUAGGACUACUUGCGUUGUGAGUGCAAUUUCAUAACUGCUUCCCUUCGGGAGUUUUUUUGUUUGUUCGUAAGAUAAAUAUAUUUUUUGAAAGAUUUUUUUUUUCAUUUGUUGCAGUUGGGGAAACAUUAAUCAAGGAGGAGGAAUGGCAAUCCCCGACCAAAAGGUUAAUUUGCGUGACGUUUUUUCAGAAUUUGUUUUCAAAUUCUUCAACAAAUGCCUUUUAAUAGGCUCGGAUCUCGUUCAAAUAUGAUCCGCCCCCUCCAUAGCUUAGAGGGAGUUCUUUUGCCAAUAUCUCCAUUUAUCAAGUUUUUCCAAGACACUAAACAAGCCUUUGUGGACAAAUUGAUAGGACCUUGCUUUGAAACAUCCACUCUCUUCAGACUUAUUUUCCAUUGGCGUGCCAUUCCUCCCGUAAUAUAUAUUUAGUUCGUAACAUGAACCUCUUCAGGAGCCUGUGAAAAUCAGUAACUAAACAGUUAUUAUCGCUUCGGUGUCCUUAAAGGUUAAAUCGCCAUCCUGACGAUCGCUGUAGGACAGGAGUUGGUAACCAAUUUCCUUAACCAGCGCGAAAAAUAGGAGUUUAAAAUAUUGUUUUUUGGCGGGCGGCACUUUAACGUGCAUCUUGGCGUUAUCCAAUAAUUAAUAACCGCAAACAAUAAAUCGCUUUCACCUUUGAACAGGUGACCUUUGAACAGGUGACCUUUGAACAGGUGACCUUUGAACAGGUGACCUCGUGAAGGUGUGCAGUAAAUCAACAAACGGUAAAGGUGCCGCCCUGCAAUUGGCUGCUCGGACCACUGCUGAUGGACGGGCCUCCACGUGUUCGAACUCUGGAGGUUAUUAUGGCCUACUCUUCCACGUUGACUCGCUGUGUUGGAAGAGGUGGGCGUACCUGCCGAUUGACUAACUACGGCUGAACCCAUUUAUACUGCUGCUGCUGAGUGGACGGGGGGGCGGGGCGGGUUCAAGAAACUUGCAUCGUUGCUUCGACUUCCGUGCCAGGAAAUGGAAUCGAACCGGCGCCCUCUGGAUUGCAGGCCGAGUGUGCUGCUGCGAACCGCUACUCCGCGGUAGUUCCACCGUGGUAAAUGUCGAAACGUGGUUUUUUCCUGUGCUUUACGAGGAUUAUUAAGGAGUUCCAGCGAAGCUCUUAGAAUCUGCUUUGGCGUGGGCCGUGUGUCACACAGGUUUUCAAGAGCAAGAGGCCUGCCGACAAUGUGUUACUGUUGUCAGUUUAUGCGAUGUUUAAAAAAAAAAUCACGAUACCACUGCUAAAAUGCUCUGUGAUCUUGAGGUCGAGUACAGAACGACAGUCCGGUUUAAAGAUAACUCCCUUAUCGACAACGCGUCUUAAGGCAAUUAAACGUCAUAAUGUUCAGAUAGAUCUUAGGUGGUUGGCAGGACCGCUCACUCGUAAGUCGAGUGACAAAGUCAAAAUAAAUCACCUGAUAAUGAAUUACACAAGAUAGUGGUGAAAUGCUAUGAACAUUACUAUUUUAUAUAAUCAUUAACAUAAAUAUACUUACUCUUUGGUUCUUUCGGUGAAGUCACGUAGGUAUAAAAUAUGAUGAAUCAGGACGUUUCGGGCGCAACACAAGCGUCCGUCAUCGGGUGGGAAAGCAUGGUCUGCUGCUGAGGCAGACUGUUUUAAAAGGUUUGAAAUGGGUGUAGUCCAAGGGUCAUAAAGAAGUGGCCGGGGCUAUAUAUUCUUACCUCUGCCACUUCGGUUGAAGUGCACAAUGUUGUGAUGCCAGCCAUAUUGCAUGGGUAACUUUCAUGGUGGCCAUGUUGCAUGGGGGUUGUCGUUCUGGCAGUCGAUUGGCUGGGGCAGUGGGGGGGGGGGGGGAGUCAUGACGCAAUCCCUAGCAACCACUGCCAUCUCACGAAGACGCCCGGAAUUUAUUUUGACCUUUGACCCAUUUAUCUUCAAAUCUUACUGUGACAGUCGCUGCCUGCCUGCACUUAAGACAAAUUUUAAGACCAUUUUGUGUACCCGGGGGGGCGGGAGCGGGGAAGGGGGGGGGAAUGGGGGGGCUGGGUUAUUGUGUCAUUGACAUAACGUCCACCCAGCCCUGACUACCACUACCUAGAGCGAUGUGAUACGGUUAUAGUACCGCGAUUCAACUGUGACAUGCGUGUGUGGCCGCUUGCGGGACAGAACGCCUGCUUUGGGUUCUCACUUUAGCAGUGGCUGAUCCACGUGCGGCUGGACUCUUUAAAGAAACGGUUAUUUCGCGUACUUUGCGGGGAAUCUUAAUAGCACAAUAAAUAACGCCUCCUUCCCGUAUCUCUCUUCCAUAAAAAAAUGUGGCAUGAAAAAAAAUAAGAAUAGGUUUUACUCCUGCCAAUAAAACAGAUGUUAAGAUGUUCAAACGCCAAUGAGAAACCGUUAGCAAGGAAUCGUGUCCGCAACCUAUAUUUUUAUAUUAAAAAAAUUAUGUCAAACUAUCCUGACUCUUAUUCUUGGUUCUUUCGGUAAAGUCACGUAGAAGGGAAAUAAUAAAAUAAUAUCAAUAUAAAACAAUAAAAAUUCUCACGACGUUUCGACUGCAACACAAACAAUCAUCAUCAUCAUCACGAAAGCUUUAAAUCAAAAUUUAUCCUGACUCUGCUGAUGGGAGUCCGGUCAUCGUUAAUCCAUUAAGCCUGGCAGUUCAGGGACGUCUGGCAGUUCAGGGGAGCCUUGGGUUACAGCAAGCCUGAUUUGCUGAUGAAAUAAAUCGAAUGUUCGAAACGUGUGCCACAGGUUUUGCUUUCACUGAACCAGUGCUCCUGAUGGAAUGCGUUCCCAGAUGGCCCUGCGGCCGAUGGGUUGUUUUACGCGGAGAGGCAAAAUAUGGGGAGGAGAGCGGCAUUUAUUCUGUUUGUCUUAAAGAAUAGCGGAGUGUUCACCCGGCCUGCUUUUCAAAAAGCCAAGGCAGCUUUUAUUAGCAUUAACGUGCUUUUAUAUAAACGAGGAUGUUAUUUUAACAAAUGUUGCGAUUGUAUGUUUUUUGUAUGUACAAAACGAAAUAAAGAGACAACUAUGUGAUAGUUUAUAUAUAUAACAUAA
Messenger RNA from Lethenteron reissneri (Far Eastern brook lamprey), 6381 nucleotides. RefSeq names its product discoidin, CUB and LCCL domain-containing protein 2-like. Lineage: Eukaryota; Metazoa; Chordata; Hyperoartia; Petromyzontiformes; Petromyzontidae. Gene Ontology annotation, cellular component: plasma membrane. The record is from RefSeq and is a predicted model, not a curated record. Gene Ontology annotation, molecular function: signaling receptor activity.